AUGGAAGACGACCGUCUCUGGAAGUUCAGCAGGCCGGCCUGGCUUAACAGCGCCUGGGCACGCAAUGUCGGCGUCUACUCAGCUGGUGCUCUGUUCUCCCUCGCCUUCUACGUCCUCCUCGACAGCGCCGUGUGGUCCAAGUCGGCGCUCAAUCAGUCCGACGUGCACGUCAACUUCGUCGACUGGCUGCCCUUCAUCUUCAGCUCGCUCGGCAUGCUGAUCAUCAACUCGGUCGAGAAGACGCGCCUGUCGGGUGACUCGUUCAGCUACUCCGGGUCCGGCGUCGCCUGGAAGGCCCGCGUCGUUUUGUUUUUGGGCUUCGCCGCGCUGGCCGGCGGCAUGGCGGGGGGCAUCGUCGUAUUUGUGCUCAAGUUCGCCGUCCCCGAGGUCGGCUGGCCCAUGUUGGGCAUGGGCGUCGAGAACAUCGUCGCGAAUGCGCUCGUCGGGCUCAGCACUGUCAUCCUGUGGAUCAGCCAGAAUAUGGAGGAUGAGUACAGCUACAAUCUGUCGCUGUGA
Anthostomella pinea is the source of this 516-nucleotide messenger RNA. NCBI's taxonomy places the organism in Eukaryota, Fungi, Ascomycota, Sordariomycetes, Xylariales, Xylariaceae. The record is from the annotation of a GenBank genome assembly.